AUGAGAGGAGGAAUUGCAUUUUCCCGAAAAUCUACAGUGAUAGAAAUCAAAAAAGAUGUUAAUUCAACGACUACUCCCAAACCACUCAAAUCUCCCAGCCUUCCUUCUUCGCCAACUCUAACUAAUUUAAUGAAUUGGUGGCCAGGCUCCAAGGAGAAAAAAGUGAAAAGUGAGGGAGAAUAUCAUGAAUCUCUUGCUCACUCUGUUAAAGACAUUAUAUUGGGUGCAGACCAUGCAGCUCAUGCGCAACAACGUAAACGUGCUGUGAAGGCUCUACAAAAACAAACGACUGCUCAGGGAAUAGUUACUGUGCUUAAAGCAAUGCCAGAACCUCAAACAGUUGGAAUUGAUGCCACUCAAAUUACUACUGCUACCGUUUCCACUUCUUCGUCCCCUCAAUUAUCAGCAGUUAAUGGCAAAGACAAAGACAAUAAUUCGGAAAAUUCUAAAACAGAAAAAUCUACAGACACAACUACCGCUACUAAUGAUAUUACACCAAAAGAAGGUGAUAAUAAAUCGACAGAAAAGUCUAUAGUAAAGAAAAUAUUUCGUCCUCCAACUCAUCAUAUUUCAGCCUAUGUUUUUUGGUGGGGUUAUGAAAUUUAUGUGCCGCAAGAUUGUAUGGGACGUCUGGAUCAAGCGCAAAAUGUUAGCAAUUCAUUCCUAGGGUUAUUGCAAGUGGUCGCUGGUAAUGUCUCGGCGAUUCAUCCGUAUUUUGGUUUUAUUGCCGCUUGGGUCGGAUUACAAUUCACUGUAAUUAAAUCACAAAAUGUCGGACAUGGUGUCGUAUUGGCUGCUACUUGGGUUUUGCCAGUUGCUUUAGUUCCAAGACCAUGGGAUGCGCCAUUUGACUAA
This is a messenger RNA of Ambispora leptoticha, 855 nucleotides long. The record is from the annotation of a GenBank genome assembly. Lineage: Eukaryota; Fungi; Glomeromycota; Glomeromycetes; Archaeosporales; Ambisporaceae.